This is a messenger RNA of Zingiber officinale, 1527 nucleotides long. RefSeq names its product peroxisome biogenesis protein 2-like. The transcript has 8 exons. Lineage: Eukaryota; Viridiplantae; Streptophyta; Magnoliopsida; Zingiberales; Zingiberaceae. Bases 117 to 1217 code for a protein of 366 amino acids. Gene Ontology annotation, biological process: protein import into peroxisome matrix. Gene Ontology annotation, molecular function: zinc ion binding. Gene Ontology annotation, cellular component: peroxisomal membrane. The record is from RefSeq and is a predicted model, not a curated record.
AAAACUACCCUCCCGUCGCUGGAAAGUACGCGGUCCCUGCGCUCGUCGGUUCUAACCUCAGCCUCUCUCUUCGCUGCGCCUUACUCGAGACGAGAGGAGCGAAGGCGGCCGCAUCGAUGCCUUUCGACAGGGAUCCUCUGGUUCCCGUUUCCCUCUCACCUUCCUCCUCUUCUUCUCUGCCGUCUCUGAGGUCGGAUCCUCCGCCGGAGAGUUCCUGGGUCGAGGAGUACCGCCGAUCGUUCGCCCGGUGGAAGUCCUUGCGGGAUUCUACUCAGCUUCCUAUACAGCUUGCUGUAUCGAGGGUUAAUCAGUUUGAUGCAGCGCGAUUAGAUGUGGAGAUGUCGGCCAUGCUGAAGGAGCAGCUUGUCAAAGUCUUCUCCUUGAUGAAGCCAGGAUUUCUAUUUCAAUAUGAGCCGGAACUAGAUGCUUUCCUGGAGUUCCUGAUUUGGAGAUUCUCUAUUUGGGUCGAUAAGCCCACGCCAGGGAAUGCACUCAUGAACCUUAGAUACAGAGAUGAACGCGCUGUUCCUGCUGGUGGCAAAGAAGUCAGAACUGGGCUAGAAGGUCCUGGGCUUUCUGUUUCUCAAAAGCUCUGGUAUUGCAUUACCACUGUUGGUGGGCAAUAUAUAUGGUCUCGUGUACAAUCAUUCUCAGCUUUUCGCAGAUGGGGUGAUUCUGAACAGAGGUCAUUGGCACGCCGAGCCUGGAUUUUAUUACAACACAUUGAGGGGUUAUACAAAGUUGCCUCCUUUAGCAACAUGCUAGUUUUUCUUUAUUCUGGAAGGUACAGAAGUAUCAUUGAAAGGGUCCUUAGAGCAAGGCUCAUAUAUGAGAGUCCUAACAUGAAUCGUGCUGUUAGCUUUGAGUACAUGAAUCGACAGUUGGUGUUGAAUGAAUUCUCGGAGAUGUUGCUCUUGCUUCUCCCUCUAUUAAAUUCUUCGUCUGCUAGAAGACUUCUUCCAUUCUCCAAAGAUAAGUCAUCAAGUUCAUCGAGUAAUGAAACCGUCUGCCCCAUCUGCGAAUCAGAUCCUGCAAUUCCUUUUAUUGCACUUCCUUGUCAACACAGAUUUUGCUAUUACUGCCUCCGCACCCGCUGUUCUGCCGUCAAUUCAUACCGUUGUGCCCGUUGCAAUGAACCUGUCGCUGCUAUUCAACGAUACGGGGCUAGUGAGAUCAGAACAUCCACACAAGGCGAAAGCAAAGAAAUCUACAAAUAAGAUUCCUGAUGUCCGCGACACAGAUCUUGUAAAUUACCUGCAGGGGCGAAAUAUUUAUUCUUAGGAAGAAUCUCACAACUUAGAGUUAGGAGUUGAAUGAAAUUACCAAUUGUUUACACCAUAGCAAUGUAGUCUGUUUUAACUACAAAAUCAUUACAUUCAACUGUGAACGGAAUAUGAAGCUUCAAGGUGUCUGUGUGACUCCAUAUUUUUUUUUAAAGAAAAAUAUUCAAGAUCAUGUUUUGCAGAAUAUAAGCAAAAUAUGAAUUUUAUCUAAGAUUUUGUCAUGGUCAAAUUCAAUUCUUAAAUU